CAUUCUCUGAAUCGCUUUACUUGUUUGGUGUUUUGUUCCAUUUUCAAAAAAUAUGUGGUACGAAAUUCUUCCCAGUGCUUUCAUUAUAACGGCAGGUUUGGGAUUGCCUGGAUGGGCUCUUUAUCACAUACACAAUCUCGUUUUAGGAAACCACUAUCGGCGCACUCUCCUUCAGAGAUGGGACCGCAUUCAGUACCAGAGAGAUAUGAGGCUUACUGGUAACCCUUACAAAGUUAAUGGGCUGGAGAGUAUCCCAGACAAAUGAAUAAAUUUUAUGACUUUUUAGAAAACAUAAUAGUUACAUAUGUCUUGUUUGAAUUGUAUAAUAAAUUGAUUUAAGUUAUUGUAUUUUUUACAUUUAAUUUAAAACUUAUCCAUUUAUUGGGGUGUACCCAUUUAUUAUUUAAGAUGAUUUUAACCUUUUUCCUUCCCUAUG
This is a messenger RNA of Diatraea saccharalis (sugarcane borer), 436 nucleotides long. The record is from the annotation of a GenBank genome assembly. NCBI's taxonomy places the organism in Eukaryota, Metazoa, Arthropoda, Insecta, Lepidoptera, Crambidae.